Molecule: messenger RNA, 3574 nt
Organism: Carassius auratus (goldfish)
Lineage: Eukaryota; Metazoa; Chordata; Actinopteri; Cypriniformes; Cyprinidae
Product: solute carrier family 12 member 4-like
Exons: 25
Coding region: 117-3404 (1095 amino acids)
Biological process (GO): chloride transmembrane transport; cell volume homeostasis; potassium ion import across plasma membrane
Cellular component (GO): plasma membrane
Molecular function (GO): potassium:chloride symporter activity
Source: RefSeq, a predicted model, not a curated record
UGAGGGAAGACUAUAGGAAUGUGUUGGAGAUUUCAGGGAGAGUUCAGCUGGGAACGUGCUAUCUGCCAAAAGAAGAAAAACGGAGAGACAGAUACUCAUGAUAAACGAAUGAAAACAUGCCCCAUUUCACCGUGGUACCAGUGCAGGAUAACUCUCUGUCCAACUAUGAUAGUCUAGAGGGAAUAAACUGGGUGGAUUACAGAGACACAGGACAGGGAGGAUACCCUGGACAUGGAGACACAGUUAGCUCAGAUGGUCAUGGAAAUCAUAAAGAAGACAGUCCUUUCCUCGGCACUUCUGACUCAGCAUCUAAGGGGAAUGACUACUACGACAAAAACUUGGCCCUGUUUGAGGAAGAGCUGGAUAGCCGGCCGAAGGUCUCAUUUCUUCUCAGUCGGCUGGUCAGUUACACAAAUGUUACUCAGGGAGCCAAAGAACAUGAAGAGGCAGAAAGUGCCGAUGCAUCCAGAAGACAAGUGCCCAAGUCUCCAAAUAUGGGCACACUGAUGGGAGUGUAUCUGCCGUGUCUGCAGAACAUCUUUGGUGUGAUUCUCUUUCUGCGUCUCACCUGGAUAGUAGGAACAGCAGGUGUCGUCCAAUCCUUCCUCAUCGUUCUCAUGUGCUGUUCCUGUACGAUGUUAACAGCAAUCUCGAUGAGUGCCAUAGCCACCAACGGUGUAGUUCCAGCUGGUGGGGCCUAUUUCAUGAUAUCUCGGUCUCUGGGCCCUGAGUUUGGUGGUGCAGUUGGUCUCUGUUUUUAUUUGGGCACAACCUUUGCUGCUGCCAUGUACAUACUGGGAGCAAUUGAAAUAUUUCUGAAAUAUCUGAUUCCUCAGGCUGCCAUAUUCCAUCCCGCAGAUAUUCAUGCAGGGAGUGGUGCGAUGCUGAAUAACAUGCGGGUGUACGGCACAAUAUGUUUGAGCCUUAUGGCUGUGGUUGUCUUUGUGGGGGUCAAGUAUGUCAACAAACUCGCCUCUCUUUUCCUGGCCUGUGUCAUAAUCUCCAUUGUUUCCAUCUAUGCCGGAGCUGUCAAAUCCAUCUUCCACCCUCCUGAGUUUCCGAUCUGCAUGUUAGGAAACCGGACAUUGGCUCGUGAUUUGUUUGAUGUCUGUGGGAAGACAGUAGUUGUUGGUAAUGACACGGUUCCCAGCCAACUGUGGAAGAACUUCUGCAGCUCUGAGAAUUCCAGCAGUGCUCACUGUGACGAGUACUUCCUCCAGAACAAUGUUACAGAGAUCCAGGGCAUUCCUGGGCUGGCCAGUGGGAUCAUUAAAGAAAACUUGUGGGGGGAUUACAUGGAGAAAGGACAGAUUCUGGAAAAGCCAAGUCUGCCUUCUGUUGAUGUCCAUGGCUCCAUGGAGACCUUUGGCUUCUAUGUGUCCGCUGACAUCGCCACAUCCUUCACCCUCUUGGUUGGGAUCUUUUUCCCUUCUGCCACAGGCAUAAUGGCAGGAUCAAACCGAUCUGGAGAUCUGAGAGAUGCACAGAAGUCUAUACCAAUAGGGACGAUCCUGGCUAUAACAACUACCUCUCUUGUCUACUUCAGCUCUGUGGUUCUGUUUGGGGCCUGCAUUGAGGGUGUGGUGCUGAGAGAUAAAUUUGGAGAUGCUGUCAAUAAAAACUUGGUGGUUGGCACAUUGUCUUGGCCCUCUCCCUGGGUCAUUGUGAUUGGCUCCUUCUUCUCCACAGUGGGUGCAGGACUUCAGUCCCUGACAGGAGCUCCUCGCCUCCUGCAAGCCAUUGCUAAAGAUAACAUCAUUCCUUUUCUUAGAGUUUUUGGACAUGGUAAAGCUAAUGGAGAGCCCACGUGGGCCCUGCUGCUGACGGGACUCAUAGCUGAGCUCGGCAUCCUCAUUGCGUCACUGGAUAUGGUUGCUCCUAUUCUCUCCAUGUUUUUCCUGAUGUGUUAUCUUUUUGUAAACUUGGCGUGUGCAGUACAAACACUUUUAAGAACGCCAAACUGGAGGCCUCGGUUCAGAUACUACCACUGGGCUCUGUCUUUUCUGGGCAUGACUAUGUGUGUAGCGCUUAUGUUCAUCUCCUCUUGGUACUAUGCCAUUGUAGCGAUGGGCAUUGCUGGUAUGAUCUACAAGUACAUCGAGUAUCAGGGAGCAGAGAAGGAAUGGGGGGACGGGAUCCGCGGCUUGUCUCUUAGUGCCGCCCGUUAUUCUCUUCUUCGCCUGGAGGCUGGACCACCCCACACCAAAAACUGGAGGCCACAACUGCUGGUUCUUCUGAAGUUGGAUGAGGACCUGCAUGUGAAGUAUCCCAGAAUGCUCACCUUUGCCUCGCAGCUGAAGGCAGGAAAAGGUCUAACCAUAGUAGGAUCAGUGAUAAAGGGCAACUUCCUGGAAUGCUAUGGGGAAACACAAGCGUCAGAACAGGCAAUAAAGAACAUGAUGGAGAUUGAGCGGGUGAAAGGCUUCUGUCAAGUGGUUGUCGCCUCCAAAGUGAGAGAGGGUAUCGCGCACCUCAUCCAGUCUUGUGGUCUGGGAGGCAUGAAACAUAAUACAGUCGUUAUGGGUUGGCCGUAUGGCUGGAGACAGAGUGAAGACCCACGAGCUUGGAAAACCUUUAUUAAUACAGUGCGGUGCACUACAGCUGCCCACCUUGCUCUGAUGGUCCCAAAAAAUGUGUCAUUGUAUCCCAGUAAUCAUGAGCGCUUUUCUGAUGGAUAUAUUGAUGUGUGGUGGAUUGUCCAUGAUGGUGGAAUGCUCAUGCUUCUGCCUUUCCUUCUCAAACAACAUAAGGUCUGGCGUAAAUGUAAGAUGCGCAUCUUCACUGUGGCUCAAAUGGACGAUAACAGCAUUCAGAUGAAGAAGGAUCUGGCAACCUUCCUGUACCAGCUCAGAUUAGAAGCAGAGGUGGAAGUGGUUGAGAUGCAUGACAGCGAUAUCUCAGCAUAUACGUAUGAGCGGACACUGAUGAUGGAGCAGAGGUCGCAGAUGCUAAAGCAAAUGAGGCUGUCCUGUGCAGAGAGAGACAGAGAGGCCCAGCUAGUGAAAGACAGACACUCAUUGAUAAGAAUGGGCAGUCUAUACUCAGAUGAAGAAGAGGAAACCAUUGAAGUAUUACCAGAGAAAAACCAGAUGACCUGGACUAGUGAAAAAAUAGAAGCAGAGAGACGAAACCGAAGCAAUGCACCAGAAAACUUCAGAGAACUAAUUAGCAUUAAACCUGACCAGUCUAACGUUCGGCGGAUGCACACAGCCGUGAAGCUGAACGAGGUUAUUGUUAAUAGAUCGCAUGAUGCCAGACUUGUGCUGCUCAACAUGCCAGGACCUCCACGCAACCCAGAGGGAGAUGAAAACUAUAUGGAGUUUCUUGAGGUGUUAACUGAAGGGCUAGAGAGAGUGCUGCUUGUAAGAGGUGGAGGUCGUGAGGUCAUCACUAUCUAUUCCUGAAUGGCCAAAGAUCCUUACAUACUUUAGACUACUGUUUCUGUAUCUAGUGCAAGUCAAAAAAUGCCAGCCUAAACAUAUCAUAGUUCAUAAAAAGGAGGUUUUACACUAAAGUGCACUAUUUGAUUAAUUAAUUUCACUUUAAAUAAUUCAAUGGCUCGUUUGUGUACUUA